Capsella rubella is the source of this 1728-nucleotide messenger RNA. Its product is annotated as reticulon-like protein B17. The coding region runs from base 149 to 1525 and encodes 458 amino acids. The record is from RefSeq and is a predicted model, not a curated record. The transcript has 8 exons. Lineage: Eukaryota; Viridiplantae; Streptophyta; Magnoliopsida; Brassicales; Brassicaceae.
ACGGCUCUCUUCUUGGAACUCAGAUGAUGCGACCAAAACGAGGAGCUCAUAAAGUUUCUUCCUUUUGCGAAAAGAAGCCCUAAUUCAAUAUACUCUAAUUCAAUUCUCUUGAUAUUUUUUGAGAUUUGAUAUUUUUAUUCACAUAACAAUGGAGUCUACGCCUCCUUAUCAUCGAUCGAACACUAAAUCAGUUGCUUCGCGUCUGGCUCGUGUUAAUAGUUCUGUCCAAGAAGCAUCUCAAAGUCUCUCUCUUGAUUUGGUUCUAUCGUCUCCGAACCCAUCAUCACCUGUCUCUCUCAGAUCCUCCUCUUCCCCUGUUCCUCUUGGCGAUAUCCUCCUCUUAUCUCCUUCUCCGCUUCGCAAAUCGAGGACCCGUUUAGCCGAUCGACUCGAAAUGGCUUCUGAGGAUGCUGCGGCGGAUCCAGCUGCUGCGGUGGUGCGUAAGCGUGGUAAGGGGAAAGGAGGGCAAAAGGGUCUUUUAGUUUCUCCAAGGAAUCCCCGGAGAUCGAGGCGGAGAUCGGAGGCGGUUGUGGAAGAGAAAGACGCUAACUUGGUGGUCGAUGAUGUUAUCGUAAAGCCUAGGAAACGUAAGACGAAUGGUCGCUCUAAGAAGGAUAAGCAAAGUGUGUCAGCUCCUUCUUCAGAUCUUCCAAAUGAUUGUCAAAGCGAUUUGAAUAGUAUCGGAGAGAUUAUCAGUGAUUUGGUUAUGUGGAGAGAUGUUGCGAAAUCGACCCUCUGGUUCGGUUUUGGGUGUUUGUCUUUCUUAUCUUCUUGCUUUGCCAAAGGAGUCAACUUUAGCGUUUUCUCGAUGGUUUCCAACCUAGGACUUGUGUUACUUUGCGGCUCGUUCUUGUCAAACACUCUUUGUCAAAGGGAUAAUGAAGAGACUAAGAGGGUGUUCCAUGUGAGUGAAGAUGAUGUCUUGCGCUUAGCUAGACGAGUGCUUCCUGCAGCCAACUUUUUUAUCUCAAAGGCUAGUGAGCUUUUUUCAGGAGAACCAUCAAUGACACUCAAAGUGACACCAUUUCUUCUACUUGGAGCUGAGUACGGUCAUUUCAUAACACUGUGGAGGCUAUCCGCAUUUGGUUUUUUCCUCAGCUUCACCAUUCCAAAGCUGUAUUCAUGUUACACCGAUCAGAUUAGCCAAAGAGUUGAAAGAGUGAAAACCAGAAUAGGUGAAGCAUGGGGAGUCUGCUCGCACAAGAAGAUCUUGGCCGGCUCUGCAGUGACAGCCUUUUGGAACUUGACAAGCAUAAGAACCCGAAUUUUUGCGGUUUUUAUCAUCCUAGUGAUAUUUCGGUAUAAGAGACAGAAUAUAGAGCUAUAUCCCGAGGAAGUCGAGCCUGUUGAGGAUGACAAACCUGUUGAGGAUGACAAGCCAGAAAAAGAAACCUUUCCACAGAAAGUAGAUUCAGUUCCAGAGGAAGGAGAUUCAGUUCCAGAGGAAGAAGAACAGAUACAGCCAUCAGAAGAGCGAGCUUUAGUGGUGGUGGUUGCAGAAACUGAAGGAUCAAAAAACCUCUAGUGUUUGCAUUUGUGACUAAUUACAUUAAACAGAGAUGCAAUUUUAAAUCUCGAGUUUAUAAUAGAGAGGAUGGAGGAUAUCUGUUUUUGUUAUGAAAAUUUGAAGACAAAGAGAUCCAUUUAACAAAGCUUCUCAUCUCUCACCGACACUACAAUGUUACAUAAAGGACAUGGGACAAGAAGUAACUUAAAACCUUCAUUCAA